AUGGAUUCUCGGGCUCCACAAAAACCGUGGGAGAGGCUGAUCCCCGGGGCCAUGACUGCGCCCGUAAAUUUCAGAUCUUCAGACUUCGCCUCCUCUCUGCCUCCCGCCCCCGGUCCUGCUCCCCCCUUGCUGACGCGGGUGGCUCCUCCUCUUCCUCCUCGACCGGCUGCGCAGACGUACCGCCCUGCGUACUCCUCCUACAGCGCCCCCUACGGCUCUAGCUCCUUCUACUCCCCUGGGUACUCCUCUGGAUACUCCCCCUACGGCUACAGUUCAGGCUUCGGCUCAGGCCUCGGCUCGGGCUUUGGCUCGGGUUUGGGCGCAUAUGGCCGCUUGCCACUGCGCCCUGAGGAGGUGGCGCCCAGCCGCUUCGUGCUUCAGGCCGAGGAGAGCAGCCGCGGCGCCUUCCAAUCCAUCGAAAGUAUUGUGCACGCGUUCGCCUCCGUCAGCAUGAUGAUGGAGGCCACGUUUUCCGCCGUCUACAACAGCUUCCGUGCCGUUCUGGACGUGGCCAACCACUUCAGCCGGCUGCGCGCACACUUGACCCGCGUGCUGUCGGCGUUUGCGCUGGUGCGGACACUGCGGUACCUGUACAGAAGACUGCAGCGCCUCCUGGGGAGGAGAGGGGACUGCGAGGCCAACGACCUGUGGGCUGAGAGCGCAAGCGACGCCUUAGCCGGAGCUGCUGUCGGAGGCACGCACGAGCCGCCUGUCAAGUCGUGGCCCAUCUUCCUGUUCUUCGCCGUGAUCCUGGGAGGUCCCUUUCUCAUCUGGAAACUGCUGAGUGCCGCAACGGACACAGAAAGAACAGAGUCGCAGUGGGCGAGUGGAGAGGACGAUCAUGUCGUGGCCAGAGCAGAGUUUGACUUCACUGCUGCUUCAGACGAGGAGAUCUCUGUGAGAGCGGGAGACCUGCUCCACCUGGCUCCUAAAGAGCUGCAGCCCAGAGUGCGUGGCUGGCUCCUGGCCUCAGUGGACGCUCAGACCUCGGGGCUCGUUCCCUCAAACUAUGUGAAAGUCCUGGGGAAACGCAGAGGCCGAAGACACGCCCCCACAGAAGCCACGCCCAACACUGCAGCACAAACCCCCUCUCCACCUGUUCUUCUGACUGCCCCCCCACCCGUCACUCUGAUUGCCCCCCACAGCCUGGUGCACCUGGAGGAGCAGCUGGAGCAGGUCUACGGAGAGGCCCCCAGCUCCAGCUCAGUCAUAAACAUACAGGAGAAGGAUGAAAACACUGCUAUCCACAAGCAGCUGGUGCCCCCAUGGAUCUACCGGGGAGGCGGAGCGGGGCAUGGCGCAGAGGAUGCCCAGGACGGGGGCUUCAUGACCGGCCUGUCUCUGCGGCAGACCGGGGGUUUAUGGGCUGCAGACUGUAAAAUGCGGCGAUUCAGCUCGGACAACAAUAACUUCCCGUGCGAUAACCACGCCCUGGUGUUGGACCUGGUUCUGGGGUCUCUGUGGGGGGUCCCUCAGCCGAUCCACUGGGACAAUGUGGCCAAACUGGUGCCUGGUUUCACUUCCAAGGAGUGUGCGCUGAGGUUUGAGGAGCUGAAGGAGUCCGGCUCCAUCCCACCUUUAGGCCACGAGUGCCACAGCAGGACUGAAGACACCAGCUCCUCUGCAGGAACCAGGAGCACGGAGAGAGGAGAGGAGGAGGAGGGACGAGAAGAGAGCAAGCACACAGUGGUCCGUAAGCCUUCGAUCUCUGGGAGAGCGUGUUCUGUGGAAAAGAAGGAGAAGCGAGUCACCAUCGAGGAGGACGGGAAACAACAGAAACCAAAGGACCCCAACAUGGUGAUCCACGUGUGUGACGAGUCCAAGAGCCUGAAGCAGGACUUCCUGUGUCCUCGUGAGCUGCUGCUGAAGGAGAUGAGAUACUUCUCUGAGUAUCUGUCUGAGGACACUCAGCGCUGGGACGAGCUCGAUAUCUCUGUGCACUGUGACGUCCACAUCUUCCACUGGCUCAUGACCUACGUCAGGAGGAACUCUGCAGGAGAGGGCCGGGACAAGCCCCGUCUGGAACCCAGUAACGUGAUCUCCAUCUUGAUCUCCUCUGAGUUUCUGAAGAUGGACACUUUGGUAGAAGAGUGUAUCCAGUACUGCCACAAACACAUGAGCGCCAUCGUGUCUACUCCCUGCAACAUGAACUGCAUCAACGCCAACCUGGCAACCCGCAUCUCUGACCACUUCAGCCACAACGAGGCCGACGACAUCCGGGACAAGAAGGACAAGUUCAAGAGUAAACUGUUUCAGAAGAAGAUCGAGCGUCUGUUUGAUCCACUGCAUCAGAACAAGGACUCACCCGGGAACGCCUCCACUCUCUACAGGUGUGGUUUGUGUCGCAAACUUCUGACCAGAGACACAGAGAGGAAGAUUCCCUGUGUCCCCGGCAAGAUCAACGUGGACCAGCGAGGGGACAUCAUCUACACACACAGCAGGCAUAAGAGCUGGGAUGUGCACGAGUUCCUGUCGGACCAGUUUGAAGAGCUGAAGUCCUGGGUCCUGGUUUAUUGGAGACUGUGGGGGACCAUCAACCACCUCACCUGCUCCAGGUGUCAACAGGUGUUUGUGUGCUCCGAGCUGACCCAGUGUCGGUACCACCCCGACAGUGUCCAGUACCCAGGGGCAGCGGAGAAGGGUGGGCACGGGACGGGACUGUACCCCUGCUGUGGCCAAAGGGUCCUCAGAUUUGACCCCACCGCCAUGCCCAAGGGCUGUAGGAUGAGAGAUCACAUCGUGAGUCUUCCAGACGAAGAAGAAACUCAGACCAGAGUCCUGAACGACCUCCUGCUGCAUCGAGACGCUGUGUGUGUGACUGCAGCAAGCCUCAGGAAGAAGCCAACGACCAGAUCCGCCACGCUCAAAACUCCACAAGACAAUGAACGGUCCAUCUCAGUCGCUGUAACCCCCUCCUCCUCUGUCUCCCUUCCAGUGACGCCUCAGCUGUUCCUGGGAGGUGUGGGGAGCGUGCACGAGGCUGUGUGA
Knipowitschia caucasica is the source of this 2988-nucleotide messenger RNA. Lineage: Eukaryota; Metazoa; Chordata; Actinopteri; Gobiiformes; Gobiidae. The record is from the annotation of a GenBank genome assembly.